CUUCCAUAAUCAAGUUUAAGGAGACCAGUGAGUAAACCCUAGCCAUAGCCAUACAUACAUCCGUAAACCCUUCCGAUUCCUCCUUUCAAACCAUGGCGCCCGAAAUCGCCCCUGUAGAUCGACCUUUACCCGCAGCAUCUUCGGACGAAGACGCAACGUCUUACGCAACAUCCGACGAAGACGAACAGAAGUCCGAGCAAGAAGAAGUAAUUGAUCAAUCGGGAUCCGAUUACAGCUCUGGAGGGGAACACGAGGUUUUCAAGCCAGACUUUGGUCAGAAACCCCAAUCGUCUUCGGAAUCUGAUGAUUCCUCUGCCGAUUCCCAGGAAGGUGAGGCCUCACCAUCCGCAUCCGGCUUCGCCCUACUGCCCCGUGCAGCUUCCAAGACUACUCCGACUUUCUCCCCAAACGUUACGGAAUCUCCGAAGCAGGUAUCUUCAAGGCCAUCUGGAAAGCGUGACUUGGAGGCCGAAAUGAAAGAUUCCCAGAAGAAGAAGAAGAAGAAGAGCAAAACCGGGGAAGAGGUUCCGCUUAAGGAAGUAAAGAAGUCUGGGGCUAAUCGACUGUGGAGUGAAGAUGAUCAGAUUGCUAUUCUCAAAGGAAAGAUUGACUACGAGGCCGAAAGAGGAACCAGGAUGCGUCCUAUCUCCUUCUAUGACUUCAUUAAGGAUAAAUUGAAUGCUUCUCUUUCGAAGAGUCAGAUAAGUGAUAAGAUUAGCAGGCUUAAAAAGAAUUUCUUGACCCUUUAUGAGAAAGGUGAGGUCCCUACUUCUGAUAAGCCUCAUGAGCGUAUGGUUUAUGAACUUUCUGAACAGAUUUGGGGCACUUCUAGUAGUGCCAAUGCUAAAAGUCCUGAUGGUACUAGUGAUAUUGCUAAACCAAAUGCAAAAAAUGCCAACGGGAAGAGAAAAAGGCUUGCUGAGGAAAACGACAUUAGCCAUUCCAUGAAAGCUGCUGAAUCUGAAGCAGUGAGUGAAAAGAAGAAGAAGAAGAAGAUUGGUCAUAAGGACAAAGAGAGUGAGAAGAAAAAGAAGCAGAAGACUGCUCCAGAGGAAAAAGAUGAACAAAGUCCUGCUGUUGAAAAAGAUAAGCAAACUGCAGGUAAGGGUAAACACAGCCAUUCUGCCUCUAAGGUGGAGAAAGACAGUGAGACUGAUAAAAGGAAAAAGAAGAAGCGGAAAUCUGCUCCAGAGGAGAAAUAUGAACAAACUGCUGUUGUUGAAAAACAUAAGCAAACUGCAGGUAAAGUUGAAGGCAGCCAUUCUGCCUCUAAGGAAACAGACAUCCAGACAGAUGAGAAGAAAAAGAAAAAGAAGCAGAAGAGUGCCCCAGAGGAAAAAGAUGAACCAACUGCUGUUGUUGAAAAGGAUAAGCACGCUGGCGGUAAGGGUAAAGACAGCUGUUCUGCCUCCAAGGAAAAAGACAGCAAGACUGAUGAGAAGAAAAAGAAAAAGAAGCUGAAGACUGAUCCAGAUGGAAAAGAUGAACAAAUUGAUGCUGUAGAAAAAUGUAAGCAGAUUACUGAUAAGGGUAAGGACAAUCAUUCUGCUUCUACGGAAAAGCAAAAGCGGACUGCUAAUAAGGAUAAAGACAAUCAUUUUGCUUCUGUGGUAAAAUACAGCCUGUCUGUUGCUAAGGUAAAUGAUGGAAAAGGUGACUACAUUGCUGCUAAGGAAAAUCAUAAACAGGUUGCUCUGAAAGAUGCAAUUCAUGGUGAAGUGAAGAAUGAGGAAGGGGAUUUUCAGUACAAAUACCCCUACUUGUUUGACUCUUUCAAUAAGGAAAACUAUCCAAAGACUGAUCAGGAGACAUUGGAUGUGUUGAAGGAAAAUGUGAUUCUAAUUGACAGUUCCAAAGCUGCCGAGCUUGAGAAGACAUGGACCAAACUGUGGGAACAAAAGGUUAAGUUCUUCGUGAAGGUGGGAGAUAUGUUUGCACUGCAGGCUAGAUUUAUGCUUGAUGCUAUGAAGAGGUAACUGUGAACCUGCCAGGUCUGAUUUGAUGUAUGAUAUGGAACAUAAUUUUUUGCACUUUUGAUAACUAAAGUUGAGAUUCUGCUGCUAUUAAGCUGUUAGUUUGAAUGUUUCUUCUCGUUUUUUGGAGUUGGUUAGGGACUUAGGGUUAUGUUUUUGAUUUCGUAAUCAUGAUAAAAGUUUAUCAUAUUUAAUUAUGAUCUUGCCUUCAAA
Molecule: messenger RNA, 2186 nt
Organism: Cuscuta epithymum
Lineage: Eukaryota; Viridiplantae; Streptophyta; Magnoliopsida; Solanales; Convolvulaceae
Source: the annotation of a GenBank genome assembly